AGAUGUAGGCUAGAACGCGCCAAUAGGAUCUUGCAAACUCGUGUUAAACUCGGCCCACAUCAUUGCCUGUUCUCCCCUCUAUGAGAAAUUUGUUCCCAUUGAAAACGGCUGGCUGUGGUCUAUCUUGAUUUAGUUAUAAAAAUCUCCGGCCGGCCACGUUGUUAGGAUUCCACAAAUGAGCACAGCCACAAAGUUAAAAUUGGCUGUAUCGUUAAAAAAAAUCAGGAAAACGAACAUUUGCUUUUUGAUCAUAAUUUAAGGUUGGGGUUGGCAGAGGGGUUAGGUUUGAAAUGAUAAGACAAAUUAUAUAAAUGGCGGGGUUUAUGACUUUGUGGCUGUGGUAACUAGUAAACAAACAACUGAACUGAAUAUGUCUGGAACUUCAUCAGUAGCUGGUGAAGUAUUUGUAGACGCCCUGCCGUAUUUUGACCAGGGUUAUGAUGCAGUUGGCGUCAGAGAGGCGGCUGCAGCCUUGGUAGAAGAGGAGACUCGCAGAUACAGACCUACAAAGAACUAUCUGAGUUAUAUACCCACACCUGAUUUCACUACCUUUGAAACUGAAAUCAUGAGGAACGAGUUUGAGAGGCUAGCAGCCAGGCAGCCUCUGGAACUUCUCAGCAUGAAGAGAUAUGAGCUUCCUGCUCCAUCGUCAGGGCAGAAGAAUGACAUCACUGCAUGGCAGGAUUGUGUGAACAACUCCAUGGCUCAGCUGGAGCAUCAGGCAGUGCGCAUUGAGAACCUGGAACUCAUGGCACACUAUGGCACCAACGCAUGGAAGGUCUACAAUGAUAACCUGGCCUUUAUGAUUGAAUUGGCUCAAAAGGAACUACAGAAAUGUAGAAAGCAGAUUCAGGACUUGAACUGGCAACGAAAGAAUGAUCAGCUUGCAGGCGGGGCCAAACUGAGAGAGCUGGAGUCAAAUUGGGUGUCCCUCGUAAGUAAGAACUAUGAGAUUGAACGUGCCAUCGUCCAGUUGGAGAAUGAAGUUGGAAAGCUCAAACAGCAACAGGGUGACGAGAACAAGGAAAAUAUUCGACAGGACUUCUAGAACUCAAGCCUUGUGCGAGACCCCUUCUACAAAAAAUUCAAUGUUAAGCUUGCAGCUGAGAACAAACAUGAAAAGAAAAGGACUCUCAACUUUCAGAAGAACAUAUUUGCCUUGGCUCCACAGUUUCUUUACAUUAGUGUCAGACCGUGACCAUUGAAAAACCAUGGGCCGUGUAAAGAACUUUUUCAUUGUACCUCGAGAUCACUUAAGAAGUGAACUCUGGUCAAUUUUUAAAUGUUUGUCAAUUUUAAGUAGUUCUAAAUUGAGGUAGAGUUAAUGAUGCUGUCUACCAAAUUCACAUGAUUUCUUCCCAUAUAGACAAGCACAAAAACAUGCUAGCAUGUUUAGAACAUUUGUGAUACAAUAAGUUUUUGUACAUGUAAUAUUUGUAUUUUAUUUUUUAAAUAGACUUAUAAUAAAAUGAUGUUGAAACAUG
This is a messenger RNA of Oncorhynchus keta (chum salmon), 1484 nucleotides long. Its product is annotated as pre-mRNA-splicing factor SPF27. The record is from RefSeq and is a predicted model, not a curated record. The transcript has 7 exons. Lineage: Eukaryota; Metazoa; Chordata; Actinopteri; Salmoniformes; Salmonidae. Gene Ontology annotation, biological process: mRNA processing. The coding region runs from base 371 to 1048 and encodes 225 amino acids. Gene Ontology annotation, cellular component: precatalytic spliceosome; catalytic step 2 spliceosome; Prp19 complex.